CAUUUGAAGAUCUGUCCUCAGGGUUAUACCUGCUGCUCUCAGGAGAUGGAGGAGAAGUACAGGCUGCAAAGUAAAGAUGAUUUCAAAAGUGUGGUCAGCGAGCAGUGCAAUCAUUUGCAAGCCGUCUUUGCUUCCCGUUACAAGAAGUUUGAUGAAUUCUUCAAAGAACUGCUGGAAAAUGCAGAGAAAUCCCUGAAUGACAUGUUUGUGAAGACAUAUGGCCGCUUGUACAUGCAGAAUUCUGAGCUAUUUAAAGAUCUCUUCGGAGAGCUGAAGCGCUACUAUGUGGCCGGAAGCGUCAACCUGGAAGAAAUGCUAAGUGACUUCUGGGCUCGCCUUCUGGAGCGGAUGUUCCGCCUGGUGAACUCCCAGUACCAGUUUACAGAUGAGUAUCUGGAAUGUGUGAGCAAGUACACCGAGCAGCUGAAGCCCUUCGGAGAUGUCCCUCGGAAACUGAAGCUGCAGGUCACUCGUGCGUUUGUAGCAGCCCGUACUUUUGCUCAAGGCUUGGCAGUCGCAAGAGAUGUAGUGAGCAAAGUGUCUGUGGUGAACCCCACCGCGCAGUGUACCCAGGCCUUGUUGAAGAUGAUCUACUGUUCCCACUGCCAGGGCCUCGUGACGGUGAAGCCGUGUUACAACUACUGUUCAAACAUCAUGAGAGGCUGUCUGGCCCACCAAGGGGACCUUGAUUUUGAGUGGAACAAUUUCAUAGAUGCGAUGCUGAUGGUGGCAGAGAGGCUUGAGGGUCCUUUCAACAUCGAAUCUGUGAUGGACCCCAUCGACGUGAAGAUUUCUGAUGCUAUUAUGAAUAUGCAAGAGAACAGUGUGCAAGUGUCCCAGAAGGUUUUCCAGGGAUGUGGGCCCCCCAAGCCCCUCCCGGCCGGCCGGAUUUCCCGUUCCAUCUCUGAAGGUGCCUUCAGCGCUCGCUUCAGACCGUAUCACCCUGAGGAACGCCCAACCACAGCAGCUGGCACUAGUUUGGACCGACUGGUUACCGAUGUCAAGGAGAAGCUGAAAGAGGCCAAAAAGUUCUGGUCGUCUCUGCCCAGCACCGUCUGCAACGACGAGAGGAUGGCAGCUGGGAAUGGCAAUGAGGACGGCUGCUGGAACGGGAGGGGCAAGAGCAGAUACCUGUUCGCAGUGACGGGGAAUGGGUUAGCCAACCAGGGUAAUAACCCAGAGGUCCAGGUUGAUACCAGCAAAGCGGACAUGCUGAUCCUCCGUCAGAUCAUGGCUCUUCGGGUCAUGACCAGCAAAAUGAAGAAUGCAUACAAUGGGAAUGACGUGGACUUCUUUGAUAUCAGUGAUGAGAGCAGCGGAGAGGGAAGUGGCAGCGGUUGUGAGUAUCAGCAUUGCCCUUCGGAAUUGGAGUACAACGCCACCGACCACUCUGGGAAGAGCGCCAGCGAUAAAGCCGGUGGCGCAGGUGUCCGUGUCGGGGCGCAGCCCUACCUUCUCACUGUCUCCUGCAUCUUGUUCCUGGUUAUGCAGAGAGAAUGGAGAUAAUUCUUAAUUGUAGAGAAAAUGUUUCCGUCAAAAAGUUACAGAGGCACCGGUUAUCACUUUUAUACCAUCCUAGUGACUUCGCUUUUUAAAUGAAUGGACAACGAUGUACAGUUUUUACUAUGUGGCCACUGGUUUAAAAAAGGCUGACUUUGUGUUUUCAUUCAGUUUUGCGGGGAAAAGGGACGUGUGUGUAAGGUCAGUUCCUGCUCCCCUGCAGUCAUGUUAAACGUGGCUAACAGUGUAGGUACAGAACUGUAGUUAGUUGUGCAUUUGUGAUUUUUAUCACUCUCUUGUUUGUUUGUUGUUGUUGUUUCUCCUUUUUGUUUGUGGGGUUUUUCUUUCCCUUCAAUUAUGAUCUCACCUUGUUUCUUACAAGAAAACCAGGGUCCUUUCUUGGCAUGUAACAUGUACGUGUUUCUGAAAUAUUAAAUAGCUGUACAGAAGCAGGUUUUAUUUAUCAUGUUAUCUUAUUAAAAGAAAAAGCCCAACAAGCAGUAAAAUUUCCAUUCAUCCCUGUUGUUUUAGUUGCCUUAUCUGGAGACGAGUGGACGUGAUUUUGUUUUUUUCUGGAGUUAGGACAGAAUGUGAAGGCCGUGCAGGGGGCUGCCGAGGCCCUUGUUUGGUGUGGUCAAGCAUCAAUACAAGAAUGUGGCUAUGCUUUAUUGAUGUCCAGGGACCGGAAGAGAUUGCAGACUAUGCCCAUCUUGGUUGCAUUGAAUUACGGAAACUAAGAUCACAGAUAGGUCCUUUUCUUGAACCCUUUUCUACUUAAAGUGUAGCCCGGUUAGAAGAAGAUUCUUUUGAAUACCCUCUCCCUAGACAUACAGAAGGCAUUCCGGAUGCCCCAGUCACUACACGUUCACACUUAGUUCGGGGGUGGGUUUUUGUCGUUUUGUGUUGUAUCCAGGCGAGUUUAGCAAGCCGCUGUGUGCCAGUCUUCAUGUCCAUGCUGAUCUGCUUUGAACUGAUAUCCCGAUGGCAGAAAUAAGUGACCGAUAAGCUCAUUCGGUCCCCCUUGUUACAGUGUGCAAGAUCUCAAACCCAACCAUAUAGCGGACCGAGCUGUCUGGGGGCUAGCCAAAACGGGGGUGCAGCCUGGGCUCACGGCUAGCUGUCAAUGCUCAGAAAGUUUGUGCUGUGCAUUUGCAUUUGGUUUUGGAUUCCACUUUGUGUAAAAAGAUUUCUAAGGUAUCCUGCUUGAGUCUUCCUGCCCAGGUUUCUCUGAUGAGACGGACAAAGGACUGGCAGUAGUUCACAGCUCUGUGCCACCCUGUCAGCCAAGAAGUCCACUGAGCAGGGAGGGCCGGGAUCCGGGUGUCCGGAAUCUUCUUUCAUGUGAUGUUGUUUUGGGGAGGGGAUGGGAGGGAGGCGAUAGAUCUGAGAAGACGGUAUCUUAGCGGUGACCUGUGGCCACGGGGGUGAACUGGCAAAGGCCACAUCUGUUGUCCCGGGCCAAAGACUACCAACUGCCAUGGCCCCUUAGGAACCCGUUGCUUGUAUCCUUACCAAAUGACAGCUCACAAAACUAUGAGAAUGUAACAAGUCACUGUCAGAAGGAGUUCCCAAAAGUGGUCAGAAAGAAAAUUCUGCGAGUCUCUUCCUGCUCUAGAUAGCCAUGAAGAUGCCAACCAAUUCCACAGAAGCUAAAACCCACAGAGAGAUGGUUUGUGUUCUUGUUCAAUCUUCAGUUUUAAGAGUAAUUCUCUAUUUUUGUAUUGAAACAUAAUUACUUGAUAGCUCAGGGUCUACAUUUCAUUCAACUUUUUACACCAAAUUCUGCAGAAUGGUCAAAUGGAAUAUUCGGGGCUGUUGUAAACAGAGGCUUAAUUUUAUUAGAAGUAGUCAGUUAUUUAUUAAAGCAUGAUGUUAAUAAAAUAGGCAUAUUCUGG
Suricata suricatta (meerkat) is the source of this 3395-nucleotide messenger RNA. RefSeq names its product glypican 4 (gene GPC4). Gene Ontology annotation, biological process: cell migration; regulation of signal transduction; regulation of protein localization to membrane. The transcript has 8 exons. The record is from RefSeq and is a predicted model, not a curated record. Lineage: Eukaryota; Metazoa; Chordata; Mammalia; Carnivora; Herpestidae. The coding region runs from base 46 to 1506 and encodes 486 amino acids. Gene Ontology annotation, cellular component: cell surface; plasma membrane; synapse.